Messenger RNA from Jaculus jaculus (lesser Egyptian jerboa), 714 nucleotides. Its product is annotated as spindlin-1-like. The transcript has a single exon. Gene Ontology annotation, cellular component: nucleoplasm; cytosol. The record is from RefSeq and is a predicted model, not a curated record. Lineage: Eukaryota; Metazoa; Chordata; Mammalia; Rodentia; Dipodidae. The coding region runs from base 1 to 714 and encodes 237 amino acids. Gene Ontology annotation, biological process: gamete generation; regulation of DNA-templated transcription.
AUGGUGAAGAAGAGGACGUGCCACAGAAGACGUCGGACAGGUCCGGGGCGACGCCAGCCUGUGUCUGGACCCCGGGGCACCUUGGUAGGCUGCAGGAUCCAGCAUGGGUGGAGAGCGGACACCGGCCCUGCGGCCAAGUGGAGGGGCACUGUCCUGGACCAGGUGCGCGUGAACCCUUCCAUGUACCUCAUAAAAUACGACGGCUGCGACUGCGUGUACGGACUAGAGCUGAACAAGGACGAGAGGGUGUGCGCCCUCCGGGUCCUCCCAGGCCGGGUGGCCCGGCCUGGAAGCAGCGAUGCGCGCUUGGCCCGCGUGAUCGUGGGCAGGGCGGUGGAGCACACGUUCGAGACCGAGGACGGCUGUCAGGAUGAGUGGAGGGGCACGGUCUUGGCGCAGGUGCCCGGCAGGACCACGUGGUUCUACAUCACCUACGAGAAAGACCCAGUCUUGUACGUGUACCCGCUCCUGGAUGACUACAGGGCGGGCGACCUGCGCGUCAUGCCUGACCCCAGUGAUUGUUCUCCAGCAGAAAGGGGCCCGGAAGAGGGUGAGGACAGCCUGGUGGGCAAAAAAGUAGAAUAUGUCAAAGAAGACGGCUCCAACUGGACUGGCAUGGUCAUCCACCAAGUAGAAGCCAGACCCUCCGUCUAUUUCAUCAAGUUUCAUAACGACCUCCAUAUAUAUGUCUACGAUUUGGUGAAAACAUCCUAG